CCAGUCCAAGUCAACUACCAAAAUCUGUAUUUAUAGCUGCCUACACUUUCACACGCCCUCUUUUCUUUCCCUUCAACUUUCUUCAUUACUACUCAGCAGCACUUCAAAUCUCAUCAAAGCUUUUCUACUAUUAUAUUACUCCCUUUUCCUUCAUCAUUUCUUUAGUUUUUCAUAUUGAAGAAGAUUACUUGCUUAGAGCCAACUGAGAAAUAUGCCACCAUCAAAUAGCAGUACAAAAGCAGCUGAUGAUCAAGAAACGGAACCCUUUGUGGAGGUUGAUCCAUCGGGCCGAUAUGGGCGUUACGCUGAGCUUCUGGGCAGUGGAGCCGUGAAGAAAGUCUAUCGUGCAUUUGAUCAACGAGAAGGCAUAGAUGUGGCCUGGAACCAAGUCCGCCUCAGGAACUUCAUCAGCGAUCCGUCUGUGAUCAUUAGGCUUCAUUCUGAGAUUGAGCUGCUCAAGACUCUCAAGAACGACAACAUCAUCGUUCUUUACCACUGCUGGAAGGAUGUCGAGCAGAACACAUUCAAUUUCAUCACGGAGGCAUGUGCCUCCGGCAACCUCAGAGACUACCGGAAGAAGCACCGACACGUCUCCAUUCAGGCCCUCAAGAAGUGGGCUGUUCAGAUCCUCAGGGGCUUGGACUAUCUGCACACUCAUGAGCCGUGCAUCAUUCACAGGGACUUGAAUUGCAGCAACAUUUUCAUUAAUGGGAACAUUGGCAAGGUGAAAAUUGGAGAUCUGGGCUUGGCGACAGUUGUCGGGAAGAGCCAUGCGGCGCAUUCUUUGCUAGGCACACCGGAGUACAUGGCGCCCGAGCUGUAUGAGGAAAACUACACGGAGCUAGUGGACAUAUACUCGUUCGGUAUGUGUUUGCUGGAGAUGGCAACGUGUGAGAUACCGUACAGCGAAUGUGACAACCUCGUGAAGAUAUACAAGAAAGUGACGACGGGAGUGAUGCCUCAAGCCAUGAACAAAGUGAACAACCUGGAGCUGAAGGCGUUCAUCGAAAGGUGCAUCGGCCAGCCAAGAAUGAGACCCUCGGCUGCCGAUCUCCUCAAGGAUCCAUUUCUUGCUGAUGUUGUGAUCGAUACAGAUGAAAGCGACCACGUUUGACUAAAUUUUACAGAACUGAUUUGCUGGAAGGAUGAAUGAUUUCGUUCUGUGUUAUGUAUAUAUAUAGAGAAAAAUCAAUGUGAUUGAUUGGAUCUUUUUGAAUAAACCAUUGGAAUAUAG
Messenger RNA from Sesamum indicum (sesame), 1234 nucleotides. RefSeq names its product putative serine/threonine-protein kinase WNK11. The record is from RefSeq and is a predicted model, not a curated record. Gene Ontology annotation, biological process: protein phosphorylation. Gene Ontology annotation, molecular function: protein kinase activity; ATP binding. Lineage: Eukaryota; Viridiplantae; Streptophyta; Magnoliopsida; Lamiales; Pedaliaceae.